AUGAAGGCCACCAAGAAUCCUCAGCCAGUAUCGGCUUCCCAUAACGAGAAUGUUCCCUCACCUGACACUACCCCAGCCCACGACACACACAUGACAAAGGGUUUAAUUGUCGGAGGAAAAUACCGGAACGCUCUUUCAGAAGAGCAAACCCACCACUACGACAGCAGCUUAUUGCAAGAGGUCGACGUUGAUCUUCCCCUUACAGCCACCAAGCCUGUGCAGCACAAUGGCCAAGAAUUCAUCGUACUUGACUUCGUUGAUGGAGACAAGGAGAACCCCUUCAACUGGGGUUCAGGCCGGAAGGCCUUCAUCAGCACUCAGCUUUGCCUAAUGACACUUUUCAUCGGUCUCGCCACGACAGCAUACAGUUCCGGAAUUGGAGGCAUGGCAAAGGAUCUCGGUACAACAGAGUUAAUUGGCAAGCUUGGUCUAUUCACCUUCAACUUUACCUGUGCAAUUGCUCCACUGUUCCUCGCUCCUUUCUGUGAGUUGGCCGGUCGACGAGUCAUCUAUAUCGGUGCCUACAUCUGCUUCUGUCUUAUGUUCAUUGGCCUCGCUCUGGGCAAGAACAUUGCCACUAUCCUAGUCUGCCGUGCUCUGCUCGGUCUGUUUGGUUGUGUCGGCACCAUUCUUGUUGGUGGUACAUUCGGAGAUAUGUACACACCUGACCACCGUGCCAUCCCUAUGGCUUGUUUCUCCUUCAUCGCCAUCCUCGGUACAGUCGGUGCACCCAUCUAUGCCGGCUUCAUCGACCAAGCUCUCGGCUGGCGCUGGCUCGAGGGUAUUCAAGGUUUAGCCAACAUUCCCCUUGGUAUCGUCAUUAUCACUUGUCUCCCUGAAACUCGUGGCAGUGUUUGUCUCGCCAAGCGUGCGAAGGCAAUUCGCAACGCUACCGGUGAUGAGCGUUUCGUUACCAACAACGAUAUCGAAGCCCCUGGAAUUAAGCACAUGUUGCACAACUCCUCUGUCAAGGCCGUCAAGAUGCUUUUCACCGAGCCUGUCGUCUUCGCCUUCGGUCUCUGGAUCAGUUUUGCCUGGUUCCUGACCUUCCUCUUCCUUUCCGUCAUCCCCAUCACCUUCCAAGAGAAGCGCGGCUGGAACGAGGGAAUCUCAGGUCUUCCUUACAUCUCCCUCUGCCUCGGAACCACCAUCGGAUUCGGUCUCAACUUCUUCCAAAUUCGCAAAUACAAGUCCCUCUCCUCCGACCCGAACAUUCAGGUCGCACCCGAAGCUCGCUUGUAUGGUGCCUUAUGCGGAGCCGUCUGGCUGCCCAUCGGAUUAUUCAUCUACAGCUUCAGCCAGUACAAGGGUCUCCACUGGAUGGGCCCCAUCAUCGGACUGGCCCUCAUCACCAUUGGUAUCUUCUUCAUCUUCGAGUCCUGCUACAGUUACACGGCCGAUUGCUACGGAGAACACUCUUCCUCUGCCAUUGCCGGCCAGGGUUUCAUGCGUAACACACUCGGUGCUGUGUCGCCGCUGUUUGCUUCCCAGUUCUUCCACAACAUGGGUAGUCAGUACGCUGGAUUGUUGUUGGCAUUGGUGGCGACUGUCUUGACGUUCAUUCCGUUCAUUCUGUUCAAGUUUGGUCCUGCACUGCGUGCUCGCUCCAGACUUGCCUCUGCCACUGUGAACGGCACUGACUGA
This is a messenger RNA of Penicillium hordei, 1644 nucleotides long. RefSeq lists its product as uncharacterized. Bases 1 to 1644 code for a protein of 547 amino acids. The transcript has a single exon. NCBI's taxonomy places the organism in Eukaryota, Fungi, Ascomycota, Eurotiomycetes, Eurotiales, Aspergillaceae. Gene Ontology annotation, biological process: transmembrane transport. The record is from RefSeq and is a predicted model, not a curated record. Gene Ontology annotation, molecular function: transmembrane transporter activity.